AUGCCCAAGGAUCCCGACGAGGAUGAGCCCAACAUCCGGGUGGUCCUGGAGCAUCGCUUCUACAAGGAGAAGAGCAAGAGCGUGAAGCAGAUGUGUGACAAGUGCAGCGCCAUCAUCUGGGGCCUCAUCCAGACCUGGUACACCUGCACAGCUGAGAAGCUGCGCCAGGACAUCCUGCUGAUGAAGCCCUACUUCAUCACCUGCAAGGAGGCAAUGGAGGCGCGGCUGCUGCUGCAGCUGCAGGACCGCCAGCACUUUGUGGAGAACGACGAGAUGUACUCACUGCAGGACCUGAUUGACAUCGAAGCUGGACGCCUGAGCUGUUCCCUGACAGAGAUCCACACCCUCUUUGCCAAACACAUCAAACUGGAUUGCGAGCGUUGCCAAGCCAAAGGUUUUGUCUGUGAGCUCUGCAAGGAAGGCGAUGUCCUCUUCCCUUUCGACAGCCACACCUCCGUCUGUACCGACUGCUCCGCCGUUUUCCAUCGGGACUGCUACUAUGACAACUCCACCACUUGCCCCAAAUGUGCCCGGUUGAGCUUGCGGAAACAAUCCCUCUUCCAGGAAUCCAGUACUGAGGCAGAGAUUUAA
Molecule: messenger RNA, 591 nt
Organism: Chaetura pelagica (chimney swift)
Lineage: Eukaryota; Metazoa; Chordata; Aves; Apodiformes; Apodidae
Gene: DEF8
Product: differentially expressed in FDCP 8 homolog (mouse)
Exons: 7
Coding region: 1-591 (196 amino acids)
Source: RefSeq, a predicted model, not a curated record